GAAGUUAUCCUUAACGCGUCUCUCUCGGUGGCUGCUUCACCUAUAAAAACCUGGAAAUCCCGUUUCUCAAUUUCAAAACCCUAAAGUCUGAACAACAAAAAAUCCCUCAACCCGAAUAGCAGCCUUUAAGAGAAAAAAAAGUUAUGAGUUAUUACAGUCAGAAUCAGCCACCAGUUGGGGUUCCUCCCCCUCAAGGUUAUCCACCGGAAGGGUAUCCGAAGGAUGCAUACCCGCCACCACAGGGGUACCCACCGCAAGGUUACCCACCCCAAGGUUACCCACCGCAAGGCUAUCCCCCGCAAUACGCUGCGCCUCCUCCACCGCCACAGCAGCAAAAAUCAAGCAGCGGUGUCAUUGAAGGCUGUUUGGCUGCCCUGUGCUGCUGCUGUCUCCUUGAUGCAUGCUUUUAAGAAGUUGAGGAGAGGGAUAUACCAUUAGAAUUUGUUUAUUUUUCUUUUGUUAAAAGUUUUGAGAUAUAUUUUUUUUUUGGUGUUGAAGUUGGUAAUGACAUUUGAUUAGCUACCUUUUAUGAUUAAUAAUUAUUGAUAGUGGACAGGAAUGUAUGCUUUGGGGAUUGAAUUUCUCGGCCAUUUUUUCUUUCUUUUCUUUUUCCACAAUUUAAAUCGAAUAUUGUAUAGAAAUCGAAUCAGUUCUUUAAAAUGACUUGUUGAAAGCUCCCUUUUAGGUGUA
Molecule: messenger RNA, 690 nt
Organism: Olea europaea var. sylvestris
Lineage: Eukaryota; Viridiplantae; Streptophyta; Magnoliopsida; Lamiales; Oleaceae
Product: cysteine-rich and transmembrane domain-containing protein WIH2-like
Exons: 3
Coding region: 144-410 (88 amino acids)
Cellular component (GO): plasma membrane
Source: RefSeq, a predicted model, not a curated record